Molecule: messenger RNA, 2888 nt
Organism: Prorocentrum cordatum
Lineage: Eukaryota; Dinophyceae; Prorocentrales; Prorocentraceae
Source: the annotation of a GenBank genome assembly
CAGGGCUUGCUGCUGGAUCAGGCGACGGGCGUAGGGGACGGUAUCCCGCCGACGUACGUGACCUCGAGCGCGGGUGAGACGUACGCAUCGAUCACCAUGUACGUGACGGCGCCCUCAGAUGCGGCAACCUGCGAGGUCUACCGCAACAACGGCGAGGGUGGCGACACCAACGACGAGGCGUACGCAGGACCCUGCAACACCGAGUUCACGGCGGCCAAUCUGGUGACCGACCGGAACUACAUGUUCAGGGCACGAGGCGUGCACGCCGACACCACGCCGGGCCUCUGGAGCGCGGCGGUGACCUUCAUCAGCGCCGGCCUCCCCGAAUUCCAGGGAGUGCUGCCCACCAUCACCAAGCGGGGCCCCGAUGCGCUGGAGGUGAGGUGGCAGCUGCCCGACAACGGCGGCUCGCCGGUGCUGGGCUACCACGUGCACAUGGAGGCUGGAGGGGACGGAGUCUGGCAGAGCGUGUACGACGGCACCAACGCCCCCAGUGUCAUGAGCUUCCUCGCGGAGGGCCUCCACACGACCGUCGCCUACCAGUUCCGGGUGUACGCGGAGAACCGCGUCGGCAGGAGCGCGUACGCGCAGGCUUCCGCGACCAUCGAGGACAUGAUGGCGGCGCCGCUGUCCCGCACUUUGCAGGUCGAGACGGCCCUGCUCUCCAAUGUGCAGACGACCAUCGCCCUGCAGUCCGUGAACCCUACGACCGGGUUGGACGACACCCAGGAUCUCAGGAGGUUCGUGCUCUCCGUGCAAGACGUUUGCGCGCUCGAUAUCACUGGGACCAUCUGCGUCCGCGUCGAGGCUCCUCACCCAGAUUACGCAGAGGACGUCCUCGGAGACCCCUUGUGCUGCGUGCACUCCGAGUACGAGAGCGAGGGUGCGUAUCUGCUGUCGUACACCCUGCAGAAUGCCGGGAAGUACUCGGUGCUAAUCCACGCAAUCGAGGCGGGAGGUCUCCUCGGGCAGUAUUGGGACAACCAGUGGCUCUACGGCAUGCCGAUAGUGGCGCAGCAGGACCCAGACAUGGUGCUGGACUGGGGCACUGGGGCCAUUGCAGGCCAGGCCUCGGACUUCCUGUCGGUGCGGUGGACUGGCUUCGUGAUGCCGGACUACUCCGAAAACUACACGUUCUACGUGGAGGUGGACGACUCGGUGAGGCUCUGGAUCGACGGCGUUAGCAUCAUCGACAAGUGGGACGAGUGUUGCCAGGAGUUCUGGGGCUCCGCCAUGCUGACCGCCGGCGAGCUGACGUCGGUGCGGCUCGAGUACCGCGAGGUCGCAGGGCUGGCCCUGAUGAAGCUGCAAUGGGCCUCAUUCUCCACACCGAAGAGCCCCAUCCCUGCUGACAAGCUGUACAAGGGACCUUUCAUCUCCGAUGGGCCCAUAUUGGUGGAGGUCACGACGGGAGCGGUGGAUGCUAGAAGCAGCGAGGCGUUCGGGGACUGCGUGUAUGCGUCCAUCGCGCUGCAGCUGUGCACCUUCUACAUCCAGGCAAAGGAUGCUGCGGGCAAUAACAUGAACACCAACACCGACAUAUUCCAAGCGGCCUGGCAGGGCGAGGAACCCUUUACCACCGUCUCGCUGCCCGUCGUGGCGGAUGCCAUGGACGGGCUGUACAAGGUCGAGUUCAUGCUGAGCAAUGUGGACACAUACACUCUCACCGUCUCCCUCGGCUCCACUGGCAUUCCCAUCCUCGGCAGCCCUUUCGAGCACGUCGUUAGCCCAGGCGGUGUCUCCCCAGCCCAUUCGACAACGACCGGUUCGGGAACUUACGAGUUCGUGGCUGGAACGCCUGCCGAGUUUGCCGUGCAAGCGAGGGACGCAUACGGGAAUCCUUUAGCGGACGACUCGUGCAACAUCAGCGUGUCGAUAGAGUGGGAGUACUACACUAUGAACACCACCAUGGCUGUGCUCGAUGAUACCAGCGUCAACACGUAUGAGUUCGGACGAUACUUCUUCGGAGAGGUGACGUACGCUGACUCCGGCGUGUACGAAGUACGCUACAACGCAUUGCGGGAGGGGAUGCACAAGUUGUACGUGAGGAUCAAUGAGGAGAACAUGCAGGGGUCGCCCUUCACGCUGAGAGGCUCCUCAGCAGCUGCCCCGUACGGCCCGAAGUCGAUCACUGAGGAGAACAUGCCGCCGGCGACGGCCGUGGCUGGCGUGGCGAUCACGUUUCAGGUCCAGCUGCGCGACGCCUACGGCAACCUGCUCUCCUCGUGGCCGGACGUGCUCACCGUCUCUGUCACCAACGAGCCACCCACAUCGGUGGUUGACGAGGGGACCUGCACAGCCGUGGCGAGCAGCACGGGUCUCUUCACCUGCAGCGUGGUGCCCACCAUCAGCGGGGACCGCUACGUCUCGGUGCAGGUGCUGGAGUCGAAUUCGCUGGCCAAUGGCGUCGAGGUGUCCAACCUGACGGCGGUAGAGCCGACGUCGCUGGGAACGGUUUCUGCCUUCCAAGGCCCGUUCCCUAUAUACGUCGCCCCCGGCGAUCUGCACGCCGGCUCCUCGAUCAUCUACGGGCUCGAGGACAGCUACGUCGCCGGCACGCGUGUCGCAGCAACGAUUCAGCUGAGGGACCAGUACGAGAACAACCUCACGGCCUCCGUUGAGAGCCUCAACCCGGUGGUAUAUUUUGGGGAGAACUUGGCCGAAUACAUUACCGACAACGACGAUGGCACAGUGACGGUCCUGAUCGGCACAAUCCUGGCAGGAUCAUUCCCGGUUCAAGUCACGCUGGACGGCGCGUACAUCAAGGACAACCCCACGGAUGAGAUCGUGUCGUACAACACCUUCGCGCGCUACGACGGCACGUCGUGCGACGUGCCCGCGCUGAUCACCGCUGGAAUCCAGCAGACGUUCCAGUGCUUCCCGAAGGA